CAGUAGGUGGCGGUAAUGCACAUGUUUGUUUGCCAACCGCCAAUAAAACCAAAUAGAAGAAGAAGAAGAAGAAGAAGACCUGACUCUUCAGGACAAAACGAGAAUUUAAACCUGACGACGACCUUGCUGCUGUUUCGGGCUGUCAGAUUGUAAUAAAUAACAACUCAUCAUCCCACACUUAUCAGUUCUGGUUUCUCGCUGUAGGGCCCAGCCAUGUUUCUCACCAUGGCGCUACUGAGGAAAGGGAUCCCCGGGAAGCAGUGGAUCGGAAAGUACCGGCGACCGAGGGCCAUCACCUGGCAGAUGAAGCGCAACAUGGUGAACCAGCUGGAGCGCGAGGCGGAGAACGAGUACUGGAUCAGCCGGCCCUACAUGACCGCUGAGCAGGAGUUCUGCCACGCAGCAGAGCGCAGAGCCCAGAGCUGGCUCAAAAUUAAGGAGAGCAGAUUCUCCAAGUUUCCUGAACACAAAUACAUUGCAGAUCACCUCAGCCACCUCAACACCACCAAAACGUGGUCAAGUUAAUUGGAACAAUGAACUUGUUUUUUUCCCCCUCAUGUUCUAUGGGUGAUAACUGUAAAUUAAACCUCUGUUUUGUGUAUAGAUUGGUGAAUGUGUUUCUAGUUAAUCCCGUUCGAUUCAAAUCUCCCUGCGACAUGAUCAUUACUUUGAAGUUGUCUCUUAUCUGUUGUGUUGUGUGGGGUUAUCACACCAUGCAACACAACUUUUCGUAAUUUUUUAUUGUUUUUUAAAACGAUGGUUGAAACCUAUUCAUCUUUGAUAAGUUUUCCUUUUUUUGUGAACAUUAAUUUAGCAUGGUUCGCUCUAAUUGCUAUAUAUGAUAAAUGUAUGUGGGUGAGCCUAAAUCAAUUGCUAAGUAAAUUAUUACAGCAAGA
This is a messenger RNA of Gadus morhua (Atlantic cod), 896 nucleotides long. RefSeq names its product mitochondrial ribosomal protein L57 (gene mrpl57). Gene Ontology annotation, biological process: mitochondrial translation. Gene Ontology annotation, cellular component: mitochondrial ribosome. The record is from RefSeq and is a predicted model, not a curated record. The coding region runs from base 214 to 525 and encodes 103 amino acids. NCBI's taxonomy places the organism in Eukaryota, Metazoa, Chordata, Actinopteri, Gadiformes, Gadidae. The transcript is spliced from 2 exons. Gene Ontology annotation, molecular function: structural constituent of ribosome.